Molecule: messenger RNA, 1328 nt
Organism: Solanum dulcamara
Lineage: Eukaryota; Viridiplantae; Streptophyta; Magnoliopsida; Solanales; Solanaceae
Product: kirola-like
Exons: 3
Coding region: 105-995 (296 amino acids)
Biological process (GO): defense response
Source: RefSeq, a predicted model, not a curated record
CCAACUAUAAAAGGGCAUAGAGACUGAUGUUAAUGAUGAACCACACACACUACUUAAAUACAACUUUGUAACAUAUCAUCAUCAGAGAGAGAGAGAGGGGAAAAAUGAGUCUUGAAGGAAAAUUGGUUUCAGAGAUAAACAUAAAGUGUGAUGGAGAUGUGUUUCAUGAGAUUUUUAGGGAAAGACCACAUCAUAUCUCAACUAUGAGUUCUGAUAAAGUACAAAAUGUGGACAUUCAUGAAGGUGAAUGGGGUACCGUUGGCUCUGUCAUUUUUUGGAACUUCACACAUGAUGGAAAAGAAAAGGUUGCAAAGGAAGUAAUUGAAGAAAUAGAUGAAGAAAAGAAGCUUGUCAAAUUCAAAGUAAUUGGUGGAGAUAUAUUGGAAGCUUACAAAUCAUUUUACCUUACUGUUCAUGUUGAAACAAAGGGUGAAGACAAUUUAGUUACCUGGAUUUUGGAAUAUGAGAAGUUGAAUCCAGAUGUACCAGAUCCACAUACAUUAAUGGAAUUUUGUCUUCAUGUUACAAAAGAUAUUGAGACUCAUCACCUAACAGGGAAUUUAGUUUCUGAAAUAAAUAUUAAGUCUGAUGGUGAUGUGUUUCAUGAAAUAUUUAGGUACAGACCACAUCAUAUUUCUAGUAUGUCACCUGAUAAAAUACAAAAUGUAGACAUUCAUGAAGGUGAAUGGGGCACUGUUGGCUCUGUUAUCUUUUGGAACUUCACCCAUGAUGGGAAAGAGAAGGUGGCAAAGGAAGUAAUUGAAGAAAUAGAUGAAGAAAAGAAGUUGGUUAAAUUCAAAGUGAUUGGAGGAGAUAUAUUGGAGGUUUAUAAUUCAUUUUACUUCGUUGUUCAUGUUGAAACAAAAGGUGAAGACAACUUAGUUACUUGGAUCUUGGAAUAUGAAAAGAAGAAUGCAAAUGUGCCAGAUCCACAUACUUUAAUGGACUUCUGCCUCAAUGUCACCAAAGAUAUUGAGACUCACCAUCUCAACUGAUACAUAAAUAUUACUAUAUAUUAUAUUAUGUAUGUCUAUGUUGUUCGAACUCUUUGAAGAUAUCGUCGGAUAUAUAUUAUCCCAUGUGUGACAAUAUUUUAAAAAGGUAUGAGCAAUGUCUAGCAAAUGUUUGGAAUUAAGAUGUUGUCACAAGUUCUGUAAUAACGUGUGGUGUUAUUAAUGAGUGUGCUUUGAAGUGUCUACUAUAUGUAACAAGAAUAAAAAUAUAAAAGGGGAAAUGAGUGAAGAUGUAAUUUCUAAUUCCGUUGUGCAAUUGAAAAACAGUUUGUAUAUUUCUGUUGAAAAUAUUAAAGCUGUGCUUGAUGCUUUUAC